UGAUACGGGUACAUUCACGGUAACGAGACCUCAUAUCGAGGAUACUCAUCAAACGAUGACGCUUCAUCAUCGGGUUCUUCGCUCCUCCUCUCGCUUCAUGUCUGUGCUACCACUAGUAUGCAGGCUCUCGAAGCCCAAGAACAACUUCAACUUAGAUUUCUUGGUUUUUGCUCCGAUCCUCCGGUCAACACCACUCAGAAAUUCGAUCUGCACCUGCACGAAAAUGUCGACCCAACUCACUCACACCAUCAACCUGCCGGGUCAAUUCGGUGAACCCGUUCGGAUCGUCGCUGCCCCUGGUCUUUCCGAUUCUGACUUCAGGACGGCUAUUGAAUCCUCUUUGUUCAAGCAGUGGUUGAAGAAUAUACAAACUGAAACCGGUUUACUGGCUAAUGGUGCCAUGUCCUUGAAACAAGUACUUAUUCAGGGGGUUGAUAUGUUUGGCAAGCGCGUUGGUUUUCUUAAGUUCAUAGCAGACGUGUUUGAUAAGGAAAGAGGAUCAAAGGUUCCAGGUAUUGUCUUUGCACGAGGGCCAGCUGUAGCUGUUCUUAUCCUUUUGGAGUCAGAAGGCGAGACUUAUACUGUGCUUACUGAACAAGUCAGAGUACCUGUUGGAAGGCUUAUUUUGGAAUUACCAGCUGGAAUGUUGGCUGAUGACAAGGGUGAUUUUGUUGGAACUGCUGUUCGUGAGGUUGAGGAGGAGACUGGUAUUCACUUGAAUCUAGAAGACAUGGUUGACCUCACAGCUUUUCUUGAUCCAUCAACUGGUUCCAGAGUGUUUCCUUCUCCUGGAGGUUGCGAUGAAGAAAUUAGUCUGUUUCUAUACCAAGGACACGUGAGUAAAGAAAUUGUCACGCAACUGCAAGGAAAAGAAACAGGCCUUCGCGAACAGGGUGAGCUAAUCAAGGUGCAUAUAGUCCCGUAUGCGAAACUGUGGCGUGCGACAGCUGAUGCAAAAGCUCUGAUGGCCAUUGCUCUGUAUGAAAUGGCCAAGAGGGAAGGACUGCUGCCGCCUCCAAAAGCUCGCCCCUCCUCCUGACAAUCGACUCUGAAACCUUGUCAAUGUCGGCUGAAGCUGUUAUCUAGUUGCUUCAUCAUCAAUUUGGCCUAGUUUUUCCUAGAUUACUAAUGUCUCGGUAUUUGGCUGUGCCUCGUAUGAUGUCCACACGGUACGUACGUAUUUAGUUUCUAAAUUGAUCUUACACUAGGUUUUAGACACAAAGUCAGAGUCGCAAUUUAGGGCUCGUUUGGCUAAGCGCUUAUAAGCUAAUUAUGUAAGCUUAUAAGCUACUCAGGAUUUUUUGUUAAGCAUUUGGCAACAUUAAGGCUUAGUUUGGCUAGGCUUUUUUUUUAAAGUGUUUAAGCUGAUUAGUGUUUAAGUUGUGUAAUAGUAUUUAAAUUAGGUAGCGUUUAAGCUGAUAAUGUAUUUAGAUAAAUGUGUUUUUAAGCUAUUAGUGUAAA
Messenger RNA from Diospyros lotus (date-plum), 1461 nucleotides. RefSeq names its product nudix hydrolase 14, chloroplastic. The transcript has 7 exons. Gene Ontology annotation, molecular function: ADP-ribose pyrophosphatase activity; ADP-glucose pyrophosphatase activity. NCBI's taxonomy places the organism in Eukaryota, Viridiplantae, Streptophyta, Magnoliopsida, Ericales, Ebenaceae. Bases 56 to 1039 code for a protein of 327 amino acids. Gene Ontology annotation, biological process: ribose phosphate metabolic process; nucleoside phosphate metabolic process. The record is from RefSeq and is a predicted model, not a curated record.